Messenger RNA from Rhizophagus irregularis DAOM 181602=DAOM 197198, 2454 nucleotides. The record is from RefSeq and is a predicted model, not a curated record. Lineage: Eukaryota; Fungi; Glomeromycota; Glomeromycetes; Glomerales; Glomeraceae.
AUGAAGGAAUCUCUAAAUGGAAAAUUGCAGCUUUCUGAAGGUUAUCUUGCCUUUGUGGCUGAUGAUGCAAAAAGUUGUAAUUUUGUAUUACCGUUAUAUACCGUGAGAAGAGUCGAAAGAAUUAAUAGCGGAACGCAUAAUUUUGCGCUUUCAAUAUUAAAUUGGCACCAAAUGAAAUUAAUUUUGCAAAUUAAUGGACAUAAGGUUACUUUUGAAAAAUUUUGUAACACAAUACGCGACAACCUUAAAAACCAGGUACGCUAUAUGAAGAACUUAAGAUCUUUUUUGAGUACAUGUUUUUCGGAGGCUUUACUUGUAGAUCCAAAAAAAGAUAUUUCAACUGGUGGAUUAGGAUUGAUAUUUGGAUUUCCUGGUGAUGUUAAAAAAUUAAGAGAUAGAUACAAAACAAAGCUAUGGAUUGAAUAUUUACAGACAAAUGGCAGGAAUUUGACAUUGGUAAAAGUUCCUUAUUUUUCCAAACUUGUUCGUGUCGGAUUACCAAACAAAUUACGUGGAGAAAUUUGGGAACUUUGUUCCGGAGCAAUUUUUUUGCGAUUUGUAAACGAUGGGAUGUAUGAGAAAUUACAGAAGGAUAAUGCUGGUAAAGUUUCUCUUUCAACAGAAGAGAUCGAAAAGGACUUGAAUAGAUCUCUCCCUGAAUAUCCUGCUUAUCAAACCAAAGAAGGGAUAAAUACUCUGAGAAGAGUAUUAACAGCUUAUUCUUGGAAAGAUCCUGAAUUAGGCUACUGCCAAGCCAUGAAUAUUGUUGCUUCUGCUAUCUUAAUUUAUAUGAGUGAAGAACAAGCAUUUUGGACUUUAAGUGUUUUAUGUGACAGAUUGAUACCAGGAUAUUAUAGCACUUCAAUGUAUGGAGCUAUUCUGGAUCAAAUAAUAUUUGAACAUUAUGUUCAAAAUAAGAUGCCUUUACUUUAUGAACAUUUUCAAAACGUUGAUGUACAGCUAUCUGUCGCUUGUCUUCCAUGGUUUCUAAGUUUGUAUAUAAAUUCCAUGCCCCUUCUUUUUGCUUUUCGAGUGCUUGAUUGUUUCUUUAUGGAAGGUCCCCGAGUAUUAUUUCAAAUUGGUCUUGAAAUUUUUUUGAUCAAUUCAGCUAUCCUCAAAAUAAAUGGAGACGAACUUUUGACAAUUACCGAUGAUGGGCAAUUCAUACAUGUAUUAAAAAAAUACUUUAGCACAUUAGAUCAGCCAGCCCAUCCUAAUAAUAAGAAUCAAAAGAUUCGAGAAAUUACUAAAUUUAAUGAAUUGAUGAUGGUUGCUUUCAAAGAAUUUUCAAACAUCACAACCGAAAGUGUGAUAGAACUUCGUAAGACACAUCAAUUUAAAGUAAUUCAUAAUAUUGAAAGUUUCACAAAGCGAGGACAAAUAAGAAAUUUGAAAGAUACUUCAAAAUUUUCAAAAAAUGACAUUUCUAUUAUUUACGAUAAGUUUUAUAAUGCGCAGUUUUAUGGUAAACAAAAAAGCGUGCGAAAUGAUUCUCGAAUGGACUUGAAUACAUUUUACCGAUUUUUAGGAAGUAUCUCCAGCUGGGCCAAAUUAGACGAUGAAAAUCUUACAAAGGAAAAUGGUUCACCAAGAGAUAAUCAAGGACGAAGAUUGGUAGGAUAUGAAUUUAUCCAUAAGCUAUUUAUUCAUUUUGAUCAAAGUCAAUCUGGUGGACUUACACUUCAAGAUGUUAUAUGUGGACUUGGAAAGAUUAUUUUUGGAGAUCUUAUGUCACGGAUAGAACUAUUUUUUAAUUUACAUGAUAGUGAUUUGGAUGGAUAUCUUUUCAAGGAAGAGAUAUUGCAAAUGUCGGAAAGUUUUUUAUUCAUAUUUAGAAAUCGAAAUGACGAUGGUCAUUUAGGUUCUGUAUCAAAUUUUAUAAGAAAUGCUUUUGAAUAUACAGAUUCUCAUAAUUUGAGAAUGUCAUUACCAUCAUUUCGUAUGGUAGUAUUAGCAGAUGGUUACCUUGAAGAAUUUUUUGAUUCAGGAUUUGCGUCGUCAUUUCAAUUUAUUGAACCAACAGAAGAAAGAUCAAAAGGACUUGGAAGAGAAAUAUUUAAUGCAUUAAUGUCAGAUGGUAUGAGAUUAGCAGAAAAAUUUGGCAAAAGAAUUAACCAUGCAAAACCGAAAUCACAUAUACCAUCAUCACCAGAUCAGAAUAAUUCUUCAAAUUCGAAUAGAAAUGAUAUGACUUCCCAUGUUCAAUCGUUAGAGAGUUCAAAUAAUAAUGCAGAAAGUAAUUAUAAUGAUUCUUCAUCAUUAAUGCCAAGAAAUAAUUCACAAGAUUCGUUUAUAUCAGUUGAAUCACAGAAAUCAUCAAAAAUGCAAAGAAAUGAGUCACCCGUUUCAUUUGGUUCUGAUGAAGAAGACGAUGGACUUAUGCAAGAAGUUGAUAGAUUACUAAGUGAAUUUAGCAUUGAUGAAAAUGGUAAAAAAUUGACCUUUUUCUUAUAG